AAUAGUUAUUAAGAAAUUUCAUAAAGAGAAGAUUGUAGCAGAGAAACCCAGACAAGUACCUAAGCUAGCGUAGAGCUGAACCAAAUAACUAAAAAUUUCCAGAUUUCCAAGCAAGCCCAAUCGAUUAAAAUUCCAACUAUCUUUCACCAGAAUUCUGUUACUGCAUCUGCUCCAACUAAACAAAAGAGUCGAGACCAGUGCUAAUUUGGUGGAUCUAACCGAAUCAUGGUCAAUUGCUGCCCCGUGCAAUGGAGUUUCGAGAAUUUCCUUCUUCGUGGCUGGGAUUUCAUUGUUAGCCAUGCUAAUUAUGUCUGGAAGCUUAAACAAACUCUUCCAACUUUAUCUGCUGCUCUUCAAGAACUGAGGGCCCAAAGAAAUGACGUGCGAAGGCAGGUUGAUCUUGCAGAACAAAGACUAUUGAAGCCAUUUGAGCAAGUUCAGCUAUGGCUUUCAAAAGCAGAAACUAUGAUAACAGAGGCGCAAGAAUUGGUUUCAAAUGGUCCUCAACAAAUGAAUAACUUGUGUCUCGGCGGCUGUGCUUCCAAGAGUUGCCUGUCUAGCUACAAGUUUGGUAAAAAAGUGGUCAAAAUGCUUCAGGAAAUAAGCGAUCAUAAGAGUAAAGGAGUUUUUGAGAAGGUAGCGGUGAAUCAGCCCGCAGCUUCAGUGGUAGUAAGACCUGUAGAGCAGGCGGUUGAUCUGGAAUCCACAAUCCAAAAGGUGUGGAGUUGCAUCGUAGAAACAGAUGCGGGGAUCGUUGGCCUCUAUGGCUUGGGGGGCGUUGGCAAGACAACAAUCUUGACCAAACUCAACAACAAGUUUAGCACCAAACCGAAUAAUUUUGAUGUUGUUAUCUGGGCGUUGGUGUCUAAAGAUUACGAUGUUGGAAAGAUUCAAGAUAGGAUUGGUGUAAAUCUUGGGUUUUCAGAUGACUCAUGGAAGCAUAAAAGUGUUGAAGAGAAAGCUGUAGAUAUCUAUGGGGUCUUGCGCAACAAGAAAUUUGUUGUAUUAUUGGAUGAUUUAUGGGAGAGGGUGAAUUUGAACCAAGUUGGGAUACCAAAACCAAGCCAAGAAAAUGGUUCCAAACUUAUUUUCACUACACGGUCUUUGGAGGUAUGUGGUGAAAUGGGAGCUCGAAAGAAAAUCAAAGUGGAGUGCCUGGAAUCGGAGAAGGCUUGGGAAUUGUUUCAAGACGAGGUUGGAUAUGAAACUCUCAACAGCCAUCCAGAUAUCCCAAACCUAGCUAAACAAGUAGCUGAAAGGUGCGGUGGGCUGCCUCUUGCACUAAUUACAAUCGGUCGUGCCAUGGCUUGCAAGAAAACACUUGGGGAAUGGAAGUAUGCAAUUGAGAUGUUGAAGCGAUGUGCAUUGUCAAAAAUGGAAAAUGAGGUAUUUCCGCUUUUAAAAUUCAGUUAUGAUAAUUUGCCUAAUGCGACAAUGAAAAGUUGCCUCCUAUAUUGUUGUCUACACCCUGAAGAUUAUUGUAUUCCCAAAAAGAGAUUAGUGGAGUAUUGGUUUUGUGAAGGGCUAUUGAAUGAAUUUGAUAGAAUUAGUGAUGCUCAAAUGCAAGGUGACGAUAUUAUCAGCUCUCUUUUGAAUGCUUGUUUAUUGGAAAAUGGUGGUGUAAUUAAUGGAGAAGAUUGUGUGAAGAUGCAUGAUGUGAUCCGUGACAUGGCUUUAUGGAUUACACGCGAAUUCGAAGCAACAGAGAAUAAUUUUUUUGUAAAAGUAGGGGCUCAAUUAUUUGAAGAACCAGAUGUUAAGGCAUGGGAAAGUGUAAAAAGAAUGUCAGUGAUGGAAAAUAAGAUUGCAGUUCUCAAAGAAACACCCAAAUGCCCUAACCUUCGAACCUUGUUUCUUAGCCGAAACAAGUUGAAAGUGAUCAAUGGUGGCUUCUUCCAGUUUAUACCUCAUCUAUCUGUUUUGGAUUUGUCAACAAACAAUGAAUUACGAGCAUUGCCUAAGGGAAUUUCGGAAUUGAUUUCACUAGAAUGUCUUGAUCUAUCCUGGACUGGUAUUGAAGAGUUGCCAAUGGAGUUGAAAUCGUUGACAAAACUAAAAUUGUUGGACUUGAGUUGUAUGUUCAAUCUCAGAAAAAUCCCACAGCAUUUGAUAUCUUGUUUUUUCGAGUUGCAAAUAUUCAGACUCUGGCCAUAUCCUAAAGAUUAUCCUAAUGAAGAUAACGUUCUAAAUGGGGGUAAUGAAAAGCUUAUAGAGGAGUUUGAAAGGUUUACAACGUUUGAACAUACUAAGGAUACAGAUAAAAAGCAUGUUUUGUCUAGAAAGAUUCCUGAGCUUUAACUUGUUUCGAUGUUGGACCCAAGCACUACAACUUUGUGAUUUUAGAGAAUCAGAAGUGUUAAAUGUUUUAUGCUUAGAAAAUUUGGAGCAUUUACAAACACUACACAUCUCCAAUUGUACAAGUAUGAAGGAGAUAAAAAUGGAAAAGCUGCAUAUCUCGGUUUCUUCAAGUACUAAUAAUACUUCAUAUUUUCACACAUUGAGUGAAGUUCAAAUUUUUUGCUGUAACAAAUUGAGAGACAUAACUUGGCUGAUUGUUGCUCCAAAUCUAAGGACUCUUUCUGUUAUUGCGUGUGGAAAAAUGGAAGAAAUAUUGAGUGAAAGAAAAUUUGGUGAAGUUGCAGGUGUGAUUGGAAUUUCAUACACUAAACCAUUUUUGAAGCUUGAAACACUUUCCUUACAAUUGCUAUUGAAAUUGAAGAGCAUAUACUGGGAUGCUCUACCCUUCUCAUGUUUGAAACUUAUUCAUAUACUGAAAUGCCAAGAACUGAAGAAGCUUCCUCUCAACUCAAACAGUGCAAAAGGGAACCAACUCAGCAUUGAGGGAAGCAAAGAUUGGUGGGCAACAGUAGAAUGGGAAAAUAAAGCCACUCGAGAUGUUUUUCUCACUUCUUUCAAGUCUCCUUAUGAAUGAAAUGUAAAAAAUUGCAAAAUGGUUCUUUGUUGUAUGAAGUUUAAAUUUUGAGAGAAUAAGGCUUCUUAAUUAGUUUGUAAUUUGCAAUAUCUGUAUUCAAAAAAUAAAAAAUUAGAAUUUAAAAACAUGAACUAAAUAGUUGAAAAACCCAUCUUCCUCAAAUUUUAACUUAGAAUUUUUUUAAAAAAAUAUAAUUUUUAUCUCAAAUCUCACAAGUACAGAUCCAAACAUAUACAAGGGAAAAUUUGAUGACAAACAAUCAAAACCAUAACGUGCGCCAGUAGUGGUAGCGACGCCUCCACAUGGCGGCUGCUAUAUUUUAAGCUAGACAAGGACCUAAGGUAGAGCUGAAGCAAAUAACCGUCACAGCAAGCCUGAUUGAUUCAAAUUCCAACUAUCUUUCACCAGAAUUCUGCUACUGCAUCUGCUCCAACUAAACAAAAGAGUGGAGACCAGUUCUGAUUUGGUGGAUCUUCUUCCACCCACUACCUGUCUUCCUCGUAUCUUUGGCUAAAAAAGUUAGCUACUUUGAUUUCCUUCUCUGGGUAUACACUCUGUGAAUCUA
Molecule: messenger RNA, 3497 nt
Organism: Gossypium arboreum
Lineage: Eukaryota; Viridiplantae; Streptophyta; Magnoliopsida; Malvales; Malvaceae
Product: probable disease resistance protein At1g52660
Exons: 2
Coding region: 226-2298 (690 amino acids)
Molecular function (GO): ADP binding; protein binding
Source: RefSeq, a predicted model, not a curated record